Molecule: messenger RNA, 1908 nt
Organism: Talpa occidentalis (Iberian mole)
Lineage: Eukaryota; Metazoa; Chordata; Mammalia; Eulipotyphla; Talpidae
Gene: MTRES1
Product: mitochondrial transcription rescue factor 1
Exons: 4
Coding region: 287-1009 (240 amino acids)
Source: RefSeq, a predicted model, not a curated record
UUGCUUCACAGCGCGCACUUGCGCAAUAGGAGCGCGGCGAGUCUCUCUACCUGGUCGGCGCUCCUGCCAGGUCUCCACGUGAGUCCCCCGCGUCCUGCCCGGGUCAGAAGAGCCGCGGGACGCUCCGUGGGCCUGGCAGCUGCAGGGGCCGUGGGAGCCCGGCGUGCCCAGGCUGUCCGCCCCCGGACCCGGCAGCUACUGCUCUUUGCGAGCGGAGAGCGGGAACUCGAGAACGCAGGUGUCCAGUUUCCCCUGACCUUGAGGACCCUGAAAGGUUCUAUGCGCCAUGGCUAUGCCCAGUGUCAGAUUGCCCACCAGUGUUUUAAGAAAACCAGAAGCCUGGAUUGGACUCUGGGGAGCACUGCGGGGGACACCUUCUUCACACAAAUUCUAUGCUUCCUGGAAUCGAUACUUAUAUUUUUCCAGUACUAAGUUGAAUGCAUGGAAGUAUAAAACAAUUUUCCAUAAUAUUUUCUCACUAAGACUCCCGGGCCUUUUAACAUCCCCAGAAUAUAUUUUUCCAUUUUCCAUAAGACUCAAAAGUAAUGUAAGUUCUAAAAAAUCUACCAAGAAGAUUGUACAAAAAGUAGAAGAGGAAGAGGACUCUGAUGAAGAGAGUGAUCGUGAGAUGAGUGAGCAGAGAGAGGAACUUGAGGAUGACCCCGGCGUGGCCAAGGACUAUAAAGACCUAGAAAAGGUGGUGCAGUCUUUUCGGUAUGAUGUGAUCCUGAAGACAGGCUUAGAUGUUGGGAGAAACAAAGUCGAAGAUGCGUUCUACAAAGGUGAACUCAGGCUGAAUGGAGAAAAAUUAUGGAAGAAAAGCAGAACGGUGAAAGUGGGAGAUGCAUUGGAUCUUCUUAUUGGAGAGGAUAAAGAAGCUCAAACAGAGACAGUGAUGCGAAUUCUCUUGAAAAAAGUAUUUGAAGAGAAGACUGAAAGUGAAAAAUACAGAGUGGUGUUGCGACGGUGGAAAAACUUAAAGUUGCCUAAGAAGAAUAUGUCUAAAUGAGUGGAUUGCUUUCUAGAGAUAAAGCUGCGUUCUGGUCUUGUAAGGGAAGAAGCCAGCUAGAAAGAGGACAGACAUUUUUAUUAAAAUAAAUUUCUCUUACCACUUAUGGAAUCUACAGAGCUGUUUUGUGAAAAUUGGGAUCUAUCUAUUGGAGACACUUCCUAUGGUCUGGAUUUUCCUUCCAGACCUGACUUAUGCUUGUAAGAUGUGUUCUGGAUGAACUAGUGAGAUGUGUUCUGGAUGAACACAUCCAGUGAGUGAAAUGUGUUCUGGAUGAACUAAGCCGAGAGAGGGUUUUAAUGACUAGUCUGCUGUUUCCCACAUUAACUACCCGGUGAGUCUGUGAAAUAAACUGGCCUGUUGUUUCUUAGCUUUAUUCCAAUUUUAUCCCUGUUGGCCAACUGCUUUCUGUUCAGGCUUAAAGCACAACAGGCAGUCAAGGUCACCCCCUCUAUCCCUCGGGGAAAGGCAUCUGGUGAGCCCUCUCGCCACCUGCCCUCCUGAGUUAUUGUUGUCCUUAGUUCCCGUCACUAAUUCCAUAUGGACCAGUCAGGACCUUAUUAAAGAGCAGGGGGGAUAAACUAAGGCAUUCAGGCUCUUUGUAUGGCACUUAAGAAUGGUUUUUGCCUUUCAAAAGGGUAGUUUAAGAAAAAAUACAUGACAAACUUUGUUUCCCACUAAGCCUAAGCUUUUUACUAUCUGAUCCUCACAGAAAAAAAUUUGAGGACCUUCUGGGUUUAGGGUGAUACACUGACGGUUUAAUACUCAGGUGAAAGUAGAAAAUACACAAGUUUUAUCAAUCAAGGGGAUGGGACUCAGCCAUAUAAUUAUUCUAAUUCUCAUGAAAGUGUUAUAAAGAAAAUAGAGUAGCAGUACAUACAUCAUCUAGGAAAGGGGCA